AUGGCAGUGCACUUGAAGUUAUUGAUGCCUGAUGGAUCAUUCUUUGAGCAUAAAUAUGACCAAGAUACUACAGUUGAGCAAAUUACUUCUUCUUUGUUCAGUGAUUGGCCCGAUAGUUUGGGAAAGAGGCCAGAUUCAAAUCACUUGAAACUUAUUUUCCAAGGCCGAUUUUUGCAUGGCACUCUCAAACUGUCAGAAUUGAAACUACCCUCUGAAACGAUUACAAUGCAUUUAAUUCAACAUAAAACGAUGUCAUUGGCGAGGAUAAAUGGUCAACAAAAACGAUUCAAAAGAUGUUGCCCCCUGAAUUGUUUAUGUCUACAUUGA
Messenger RNA from Schistosoma curassoni, 327 nucleotides. The record is from the annotation of a GenBank genome assembly. Lineage: Eukaryota; Metazoa; Platyhelminthes; Trematoda; Strigeidida; Schistosomatidae.